CCACCGCCCCCCCCCCCCCCCCCACCCGUCGUCGACUCGGCCCGUUCCAUGGCCACCACCGCCUCCUCCUCCCCUCUCCCCUAGGCGAGGCGGCCGGGCACCCGAGGCUCUCAUCCGGGCGAGACCUCCGGACGGCCGCCAUGGCCACCGCUCCCGCCUCCUCCCUCCUCCACGUGCGCGCUCAAAUUCCCAGCGCCAGUCCUCUUCUCUUCGCGCGGCGCCUCCGCCUGCCGCGCAGCCGCCGCUCGGCUCCCUCCUCCCAGCAACGCCUCCGCCUCAUCCCGCGCGAGCUACCAGCGGGCACGCCCCGUGCCGCGGCCGACCCCUCCGCCUCGACCGCUGUCGAUGUGGCCCCCGCGGCGGAGGAGGGGGCCGGCGCGACCGUGCUGCUCGACGUCAGCGGCAUGAUGUGCGGCGGCUGCGCGGCGCGGGUGCGGUCGAUCCUCGCCGCGGACGCGCGGGUGGAGAGCGCGGCGGUCAACCUCCUCGCCGAGUCGGCCGCCGUGCGGCUGCGGUCGCCGGCGCCGGGCGCCGGGGAGGAGCUGGCGGAGAGGCUGACGGCGUGCGGGUUCCCGUCCGCGGAGCGGCGAGGGGGCGCGACCGCGGGGGCAGCGGAGAGCGCGCUCAAGUGGAGGGAGAUGGCCGCCCGGAAGUCGGAGCUCCUCACCCGGAGCCGUGGGCGCGUCGCCUUUGCGUGGACGCUCGUCGCGCUCUGCUGCGGCUCGCACGCGUCCCAUCUCCUCCACUCGAUCGGCAUCCACAUCGGCCAUGGAACAUUUUUGGAUGUGUUGCAUAACUCGUAUGUGAAAUGUGGCAUCGCUGUGGUGGCGCUGUUUGGGCCUGGAAGAGAUAUACUUUUCGAUGGUCUAAGAGCGUUCAAGCAAGGCUCCCCCAACAUGAAUUCUCUUGUAGGAUUCGGGUCUGCAGCUGCAUUUGCUAUUAGUGCAGUUUCCUUGCUGAACCCUGAAUUGGCAUGGAAUUCAACCUUCUUCGAUGAACCGGUCAUGCUUCUUGGAUUUGUACUUCUGGGACGAUCUCUCGAGGAAAGUGCUAGGCUUAAGGCAUCUAGCGAUAUGAAUGAGCUCAUUUCACUCUUGUCUCCUCAGUCGAGGCUAGUCGUUACGUCCUCAAGUGACGACCUUCCUUCAGAUGGCAUUUUGAAUUCGGAUGCAAUAACAGUUGAAGUUCCUGUCAAUGAUGUCCGUGUUGGAGACUCAGUAUUGGUUCUUCCAGGAGAAACUAUCCCUGUAGAUGGAAAUGUCACUGGAGGAUCAAGUUUUGUGGAUGAAUCAAUGCUUACUGGAGAAUCCUUGCCGGUAGCAAAAGAAAAAGGAUGCCCUGUAUUUUCUGGAACUGUUAAUUGGGAUGGACCUUUAAGGAUCAAAGCCACAACCACUGGACCGUCGUCAACAAUUGCUAAGAUAAUCCGCAUGGUUGAGGAUGCACAAGCACAUGAAGCUCCUGUACAAAGGCUCGCGGAUGCGAUUGCAGGGCCAUUUGUGUAUACUGUUAUGACAUUGUCUGCAGCAACCUUUUCUUUCUGGUACUUAUUGGGCACACACCUAUUUCCGGAGGUCCUUCUCAAUGAUAUUUCUGGUCCUGAUGGGGACUCAUUGCUUUUGAGCUUGAAGCUUGCUGUGGAUGUACUAGUUGUUUCCUGUCCGUGUGCACUUGGAUUAGCUACGCCUACAGCUAUCUUAAUAGGAACUUCCAUGGGCGCUAAAAGAGGGCUACUUAUUAGAGGAGGUGAUGUUUUGGAGCGUUUGGCUGGGAUAGAUGCAAUUGUUCUGGAUAAGACAGGGACGCUUACGAAAGGAAAACCAGUUGUUACUUCUAUUGCUUCUUUAGCAUAUGACGAGAUGGAGAUUCUUCGUCUUGCUGCUGCAGUGGAGAGAACAGCAUUGCAUCCUAUUGCGAAUGCUAUAACGAAGGAGGCUGAACUGUGCAAACUGGAUAUUCCAACGACAAGUGGGCAGCUUACACAGCCUGGCUUUGGCUGUUUAGCUGAAGUAGAUGGGCGUUUGGUUGCAGUGGGUAAUUUGGACUGGGUCCACGAUCGUUUUGAAACCAAGGCGUCACCGACUGAACUGAGUGAUCUUGGAAAGCGUCUAGAGUUUGUGCCUUCUAGUGAAGCAUCAUCUUCGAAUCAGUCAAAAUCAAUUGCUUAUAUUGGUCGUGAAGGAGAAGGAAUAAUAGGUGCUAUUGCUAUCUCAGAUGUUCUGCGUGAUGAUGCAAAAUCAACUGUGGACAGGCUACAGCAGGAAGGAAUUGCAACCUAUAUAUUGUCAGGAGACAGGAAAGAGGCAGUGGAAGGCAUUGGGGAAACUGUUGGAAUCAGGAGUGAAAACAGAAGGUCAUCCCUCACCCCACAGGAAAAGGCAGGCAUUAUAUCAACUUUGCAAGGGGAGGGGCAUAGAGUUGCCAUGGUUGGCGAUGGAAUAAACGAUGCACCAUCUUUAGCAGCUGCUGAUGUCGGAAUAGCUAUGCGGACUCACUCGAAAGAGAAUGCCGCCUCUGAUGCAGCUUCAGUGGUUCUAUUAGGGAACAGGCUUUCGCAGGUUGUAGAUGCCCUAUCCCUGUCUAAAGCAACCAUGGCAAAAGUGCACCAGAACUUGGCCUGGGCGGUGGCAUACAACAUAGUGGCCAUCCCCGUCGCGGCUGGAGCGCUACUGCCUCAAUUCGAUUUCGCCAUGACACCCUCUCUUUCAGGAGGACUGAUGGCCCUGAGCUCCAUCUUUGUCGUCAGCAAUUCUUUGCUCCUGCAGCUGCAUGGAUCGUUUCAGAAGGCGGAAAGACCCGGACCGGAUGACCUGAAGUCUAGACCGAAGUCUCAGAUAUUAUAGGGUAGAUACGAUUAUUUGCCGAGACACACGUUUGUACAGGAUCAUAGAGCGUGCCUCGACUGAACUGCUCCUAGUUUUGUACCACCGACCCAGCACAUACGAGUCGAUUCUUGCAACGGAUGUUGUACAGCCCAACACAUGCGUCCCUGAUAUGAACACACUGUUGGCAACACGUAACAAAAGAUCAUCGUCCAUGCA
Molecule: messenger RNA, 3041 nt
Organism: Triticum urartu
Lineage: Eukaryota; Viridiplantae; Streptophyta; Magnoliopsida; Poales; Poaceae
Product: copper-transporting ATPase PAA2, chloroplastic
Biological process (GO): monoatomic cation transport; copper ion homeostasis
Cellular component (GO): membrane
Molecular function (GO): copper ion binding; P-type divalent copper transporter activity; ATP binding
Source: RefSeq, a predicted model, not a curated record